Owenia fusiformis is the source of this 1764-nucleotide messenger RNA. Lineage: Eukaryota; Metazoa; Annelida; Polychaeta; Sabellida; Oweniidae. The record is from the annotation of a GenBank genome assembly.
UAGACACGGUCAUUAGAUAUCUGAGCAACUGAACUUGUGUGCAAAAUGAAUGAAAACCAAAGUGAUUGGAGUUUAGAAGUGAGCGUUGCGGAUUAUGAUGGCGUUAACGCGACCAUCUACGGAUGGCCACAAUUGGGACAGGAUUUUAAGCCCAGGAACGAGAUACUAGACGAGAUACGUAAAAGCUUUUUUAAAUACCAUGAGCCCAUUUCGUCCACUUUGAUCUCCCUCUACGCCAUUAUCUUUACUCUGGGGUUUAUUGGAAAUGUGCUCGUAAUAUACGUUUUUAUCAAAAACCCCAGGAUGCGAACGGUAACAAACUGUUUCCUGGUGAAUUUAUCGCUUUGUGAUUUGAUGGUUGUUUGUAUCUGUAUGCCAUUUGCUGUUGCCAUGGAGAUAUACAGCAAUUGGAUUUAUGGAAAUGCUAUGUGCAAAAUUGUGAAUUUCUGCCAGGGGAUAUCAGUGUCCGCAAGCAUCUUAACUAUUACUGUUAUAAGUGGCGAGCGUUUCUAUGCUAUUGCCAAACCCCUAAAGGCUAGAGUUAUUUUGUCAAGAACCCGAAUGCGACGAUUAAUAAUCCUUAUAUGGGGCUUAGCCGUUUUGGUUGCCCUUCCCCAGAUUUUCGUCCGUCAAGAAAUCGAGCACAUGGAGAUAUUGACCGUCAGAUUAAUGGCAUGCACAGAGAAUUGGACAAGCGAUAUCGGAAAGAAUAUUUAUUCACUGGCAAUCUUCGUAUUCCUAUAUCUGAUACCAUUGGCAUUAAUAUUUUCAGGCUAUUUACAUAUCGGAUGUAAGCUAUGGUAUGCUGAUACGACAAUUGAAUCAGAUUUAAUUACAAGAAGGGCAAAACGAAAACUAGAAGGGCGCAGAAGGACUUCAAAGCUUUUAGUUGUCAUAGCAACGCUGUUCGGAGUGUCUUGGUUACCAAUGCAUAUUCUCAGUAUUGUGCUUGAUUUCACAGAUAUGGAAAUUCCGAAUAAGGCAGCGUUCAUGCAUGCCUUCAAAUAUGCAAUCUGGUUUGGUCACUUCAAUUCUUCUCUGAACCCCCUCUGUUACUGGAUAAUGAGCCAGAGCUUUAGAAACGCCCUUGUGUCACAAUGGUACUGUCUGUUCAAAGGCGCUUCUCAACGCACUUUGAAUAUCAAUGCUUCGCAACAAUACCUUAAAGAUGCUUCCCAAUGUACAAACGGUAGUCUAAGCUCACAUCGUGCAACCAUUGAAAGAAAUAAGAGAUACCACGCCUCGACUUUACGUCGAAUGCACUCUAUCGUAAAUGGUAAUUCGGAAUUAAUAGUCUUCAAAGGGACCCCUUGCUCUAUAGUGAUCACAGAGGCCAGCCCUAGCGAUGGAGACAUUUCACUUAGUGAACUCGAUAUAGGUGCCGACCAGUGUGUCAGUCCAUCGUUGCUCUGUCCAGACCAAGACAGCACAUACCUAGAAAGACUAAGAGAUCAAUCAAGACCAAGUUCCCCUUCAUCAGACGAGAUAGAAGUGGAAUCGGGAUUGUUCUAACUUAAAAUAAUCCAAUUCCUAUAUCUCAUUAUAUCAAAAUAUACACUAUAAAUAUAAGAGCUUGAGCCUUUUAAUAAUAUAGCCUUUUAUGCGUGUCUAUGACGCAUCUUGUAAUUUUCGAACGCCAUGCCGCUUUCCUGCAAGCAAAUAUUUUAGGAAUGACGCUUUGUAUCCAAAUUUUAUAUGGCUAUAUUCGGAAAAACCAAGAAAGAAAUAUACAUUGUAAGUCACUGUCUAAACGAAAACAUUGCC